This is a messenger RNA of Neospora caninum, 2196 nucleotides long. RefSeq lists its product as hypothetical. The record is from RefSeq and is a predicted model, not a curated record. The transcript is spliced from 3 exons. Lineage: Eukaryota; Apicomplexa; Conoidasida; Eucoccidiorida; Sarcocystidae. Bases 1 to 2196 code for a protein of 731 amino acids.
AUGAUUUUCAAUGUGAUCGUGGUCGAGCCGCAGUACACCCAUCACUUCGACGUAUCUGUUCAUCCAGUCCGAGCGCUGCCCGGAGCGUUCAGCACACUGGCCGCCACUCCACAGCACAUAAAUGACCAGCAAGUGAUUAUCCUUGCUGCAACCUCCGCUGACACAAAAAACCAAAUUGCCCUUAUAAACCUCCAGCCAGAUGCAGAGAAUUAUCCUGGAUGCCAAGUACAUGCCACGCUGAUGGAACUGGGUGUGAAACCUGAGGAUGCGAUCACGUCUGUUCACUGGAUCAGUCCUCCUGAAGAAGCACGACUAAGCACCACCGACGAAGACAGUAGUCACGAUCCUGCUUCUGUUCCGCCACCGUCUCUGCUGCCCUGUAUGGAUGGAGUCAGUCAAGAUAUCCCCUACAGAAGAAUGAUUCUAUGCGUGGGGACGGACAGAGGCAGCAUUCUGUUCCUCGAGUGUAUCCACGUUCCAGACAAAACAGACAGUAAACAACAGAGGCUGCGCGUUCGCCUCGUGUACGACCUGGACGGCAACAGAGGCCCAGUGAGGAUUCAGGAAGUCCCUUCAGAAGUUGUAAUGGGGCGGCCUAUCUUCGCCAGCUGUUGCAAUGAUACAAUGUGUCACCUCUGGGAACUGCAAGAAGCGAAGGCACCGACCACUGCCGAUGUUGCAGCCGCUCAUGCGUCCCAGCGAUGCGCUUACCUGGAAAUGCUGCGGCACCGCUGUAUGCCGGACGGUAGUUGGCCGAGCUGGGACCUCCCAUUUUCCUACUUAGCAGAUCCUGGUUGGCCAGUAGAACCGAGAAUUGGCGCACCUGACUACGAGCACCCGCCUUACCCUCCGUUGCACACCCGAAAUGUGACUGAAGGCCCGCCUCCUUUCAGUCACAACAGACACGAAGGAAAAACUGACUGUAUGCACCGGAGUCUCAAACAAACUCGUCGUGACCAGCGGGGAGCUACCUCAGGGCGGAACGACCAAAACACGCGUGAUGCGUGUGACUGGUUAUACUGCGAGCCCCCCUCUCUUAGCAGAGAACAGGAAACAGACGAUGAUCAACCAGUGCGUAGCGCCUUGCAGACGGAGCGGGGGCCUCGGCAUGGACGUCAUACUGGCGGCGUUGUAAAGAGUAGAGAAGCGCCAGAUACCGCCAAGCAGGAAGCUGCGCCCGAAGCAGACAUACAGAAAACGGAGAAGGAGGAUUCCACGCACAAGGAAGAAGGCUUCACGUUGCCGCAGCCAGUACCGCAAAAAGGUAAUCGGAAUCUCCGUAGAGGCGGCACGCGUCCUGUGGCAGUAGCGGAAUCCGAAAAGGAAACAGUUGCUUCAUCUACAACUAGUUCGACCACGACGACCGCUGCGCCAGUGGAGACGCCGGGGGGGAAGUGGGUGAAGUACCUUUUAGUGCCGCCUGGCACGGCAGUUCCACCUACUGUUCCAUAUCCACCGACAAUAGAUGACACUGCGCCUCGCCGAAGCGAGCCACGGGAGCCCGCAAAAGAAGCUCAGAGAGACGAGGCUGAUGCCUUGCCCUCAAAGGAAGGUGGCACCUUGCCGCAGCAAGAGUUACCCGGAGAAGUUCCAGCAACCAAGGAAGGCGUCGAAUCACCCGGCGCUCAACCUUUCCCUGCAAGUCGUCCUCCAAGGAUUGCCGUCGCACUUGGUCUUCGCCGAUACCCUUCAGGACGAAGGUACCAGUUUGGUACAGGGGCGCUUCAUCUGCCACCCCUCCCUGGAGGUUUGGAGAUACACUCCGGCGGCGGGGACUUUGCGGAGGGGAAUCCAAAGUCACUGGACUCCAUCGACACCAGACGGGAAGUAUCGACGCUGCCGGUGGACGGGGGGCAUAGCCAUCAGGAGAAUCCAAAACCUAGAAGGCUUCUACAGCAGGUGCCUGUUGGGGGUACCGAAGCCAUGCCUCCCGACGAAGGUACGCAUCAUGGUGGCUCAGCACCUCAACAGAGCGAUCAGGAGGGACGCGUAAGUCGGAACAAGAUGUUGGAUGCUGGAGAGCCGGCAGGAGUUCCUGAAGGGGAACAACAACCCGAGAGCUGUGGAAUCAGUGGAAGGCAGUGCCGCCCUGCCUCUCCUGCUGUUGGAGUGGACAGACAACAUGACGAAGAGCAGGCUCAUGAGGGCCGUAUCGCAGCAGGUCCGUGGCGGUUUUUUAUUGCGGAGGACGACUAA